AUGUGGCUUCCAUUACCAUUUCUUCUGCCCAUUGCGUUGCUGGCACAAGUGAUAGCUGCCCAGAACGCUGGGCUCAACACUCUACCCGUCAUCUGCGCCGGUGUCAAAGAAGUUUCAACAUGCGAGAUCAGAACCAUCGUGCCAAGUGGUGUCAAGGUCAAUAUGAGAACCAUCAAGGUCCCCACGUGGAACAAAUGCAAAAGCCGCGUAUCGGCGACACGGAGCUGCCCAACCCUCAAAAAGCCCCUCAGGCGUUGUAAAGUAUGGACUUGCAUCCCCGGCUGGGAGAAGAAAUCGAAACAAAUCCCGUCCAGUCUAACUAUUCUUACCAAGGAGAUCGAUCUCUGCGAUGAGAUUCGUCGGGCGCUUGGCAAGAGUCUGGGGGAUAAGUUCAUCAAGUCAUCAGAGGCCAUCUGCGGUUGCUUCACUCGCUUGCAAACCUUCGCGACGACAGGUUCCUUCACGGCCAUGUCAAUUCGGGGUGAGAUAAGCGCAGCUACCACAAAGGUCGCAGACGACACCCUUAGUAUUGAAAAGUGUUUUGGAAAAGUUAGUCUGCCAAUUCUCAACAACAAAGCUGAGAUUGCCAAUGUUCUCAAGUCGAUCGCUCCUUGGGUCAUCGCCCAAGCCAAGGAUAUUGACCUUUCAGUCUUCCAAUCUCUCGCCCGUGUAGUCGCUGCCUGUCAAUCCGGUAACUGCAACGCAAACUCCAUCGGCGCCGCGGUCAAUGCUUAUCUAGCCCCGUCGUUCCAACUCAUGGAGCCCCCAAUCAAGUCGGUACUUAUACAGUGGGAUGGUGCCCUGACUCGUAUCCAAGAAAGAGUCAAGGAUAUUAAUGAAGCGGCUGACUCUCUGGCAUCCAACUACGAUACCAUGCGAGCUGAAUUCGAUUCAAGCAAGCAAAAGAUUUGCGAGGAGCUAAAUCGGUGUGAUGGACAGGGAGAGGGAGUCCCGAAGUUCCUCGACCAGGUUGAUGAGGUUAUUGAAGCCGCCAACAGACUCUGGCCAGUCCGAGGCCCCCUUGACGUUCCAUCUAGCCGGCUCCGCGACAGGUUAUCUGAAACAAUUCAACUCAGAAAAGACAUCAAAAAGUAUCCAGAGGCGGCAAGCCUAGUCUCCACGAUCAAGCAGGGCAAGUUCAAAAAGAUCAGCGACAUCUUUUUAUUCAUGCCCAUCGUUCAACGCCUACCGGAGCUAGCCAAGCAGAUUAAGAUUGACCUUUCACCACUCCAAGACGUCAUCAAACAAUACAAGCAGCCAUCCGGAGAGGCCCACGAGAACGUAUGGUCCCUCAGCUGGUCUAAUAUUAUCUGGCCAGAUACAGAACUCACAUCCGACUCACCCGAAGCAGAUGCCGCAUUGAUCGCCGAACUAGACGCAAUAGACGACCUGGUCAGAAAUUACCUUUCGGGCCCUCUCCUUGCAUACAGCAACGGCAUGUUCAUAAUGGAUGCUGAGCUUCGGGGCUUCUCGGUAGUCAACGGCUCAUUUGCCAUGGAGACCAAGGUGGCGACGUAUAACCGAUGGACGACAAUCUCUAUGGACAUGCCAUGCUCCAAAAAGGAGACCAAGGUGUAUAAGAAGAGUGGGCUUCAAAAGACCUUUUCAUGGAGGACGUAUUUCAAGUGCAAGGUAGCUCCCGUGACGGCAUAUUUCCCCAAGACUCAUGUGCCCUAUAUCAGGAUUCGAGGUGGAGCGGGAAUAGAUCCCAACGAUCAGUAG
Fusarium subglutinans is the source of this 1722-nucleotide messenger RNA. RefSeq lists its product as uncharacterized. The coding region runs from base 1 to 1722 and encodes 573 amino acids. The record is from RefSeq and is a predicted model, not a curated record. Lineage: Eukaryota; Fungi; Ascomycota; Sordariomycetes; Hypocreales; Nectriaceae. The transcript is spliced from 6 exons.